AUGAAUAACCAGGCACUAUUUGAAAAAUUAGAUCAGACUACAGAGAUUCUGUCGACCAAAUUAGGUGAGUUGGUCAAACUGGCCUCGUUGGACGAUGCAGAAACUUCAAUGGGAUCAGUAUCCACCAACGGUUUAUUGAUGGUUAACAGUCAAACUAUGCAGUUAGUAAAAGGAAUUCAAGAUUUAUUAGCACUUACUCGUAGCAUCAGAGAGAAAUGGUUACUGAAUCAGAUUCCUGAACAAGGCACUGCGGAUCCUGAGAUAUCCCAAGACCCAGGGCAGCUAGAAAGUCUGUUGGAAAAAUGUAUGCAAGAAGUCUUGGGAGACCAUUGA
Zygosaccharomyces rouxii is the source of this 333-nucleotide messenger RNA. It is a transcript of the gene SRB6, whose product is annotated as Srb6p. The transcript has a single exon. Gene Ontology annotation, biological process: regulation of transcription by RNA polymerase II. Gene Ontology annotation, cellular component: mediator complex. Lineage: Eukaryota; Fungi; Ascomycota; Saccharomycetes; Saccharomycetales; Saccharomycetaceae. The coding region runs from base 1 to 333 and encodes 110 amino acids. The record is from RefSeq and is a predicted model, not a curated record. Gene Ontology annotation, molecular function: transcription coregulator activity.